AUGAUUUCACGACUGACUUUCUCAGCAGUUUCACGUGUGCUCUGUUCGAAUGGAACAUCCACAUAUAUUCCUGUGUCAAUCUUUGUCAAUCAACAUCGAUUUGCCUCCACUAAACCGAAUCUCAAUGAGGUUGUGAUUGUCAGUGCUGUCCGAACGCCAAUCGGCUCGUUUCGUGGAAGUCUUGCGUCCGUUCCGGCAACUCAACUCGGUGCUACAGCCAUCAAAGGCUGUUUAGAAAAAGCAAAAAUACCGGCUAAUCGUGUGCAAGAAGUUUAUAUGGGUAAUGUCGUACAAGCUGGUGUUGGUCAAGCACCCGCACGUCAAGCAAGCAUCUAUGCUGGUUUACCAAAAGAAACACUCUGUACCACAGUAAACAAAGUGUGCGCAAGUGGCAUGAAAGCGAUCAUGAUGGCUUCUCAAAGUUUAAUGUGUGGCCAUCAAGAUGUCAUGAUUGCCGGUGGUAUGGAAAGUAUGUCAAAUGUACCUUAUUAUCUUCAACGAGGUGAUACACCUUAUGGAAAUCUUCAAUUGGAAGAUGGUAUUGCUAAAGACGGUUUAACCGAUGCUUUUGAUAAAAUCCCCAUGGGUUUAUGUGCUGAGAAAACGGCAAAAGCAGAAAGUCUUAGCCGUGCAGAUCAAGAUGCGUAUGCCAAGCAAUCGUAUGAACGUACAGCAAAAGCAUGGAAGGAAGGCAAAUUCAAUGCUGAAAUUGUCCCUGUGACUGUUAAAUCAAAGAAGGGUGAAGUUGUGGUCAAGGAAGAUGAGGAAUAUAAAAGGGUUGAUUUUGAAAAAAUGAAAACUUUAAGAACUGUUUUUCAAAAAGAUGGAACGAUUACAGCGGCCAAUUCAUCGAAAAUCAAUGAUGGCGCUGCUGCAUGUUUAUUAAUGACACGUCAAGCAGCAGAGAAACUUGGUUGUAAACCGAUAGCUCGCAUCAUUGCCUUUGCUGAUGCCGAAACUGAUCCCGUUGAUUUUAGUAUAGCUCCUUCUUUAGCAAUUCCUAAACUUUUAAAACUCGCAAACGUUAACAAGGACGAUAUUGCUUUGUGGGAAAUCAACGAAGCAUUCAGCGCUGUUGCCUUAGCCAACGGUAAAUUGCUCGGAAUUAGCGACGAUAAACUGAACGUACAUGGUGGUGGCGUUGCUCUUGGACAUCCAAUCGGUAUGUCCGGCGCCCGACUUGUCGUCCAUCUUUGUCAUGCAUUGAAAUCUGGUGAAAAGGGUGUAGCUGGUAUUUGUAAUGGCGGUGGUGGAGCAUCAAGUAUUCUGAUUGAAAAACUCUAA
Messenger RNA from Adineta ricciae, 1284 nucleotides. The record is from the annotation of a GenBank genome assembly. NCBI's taxonomy places the organism in Eukaryota, Metazoa, Rotifera, Eurotatoria, Adinetida, Adinetidae.